Glarea lozoyensis ATCC 20868 is the source of this 300-nucleotide messenger RNA. RefSeq names its product Acyl-CoA binding protein. Gene Ontology annotation, molecular function: long-chain fatty acyl-CoA binding. The record is from RefSeq and is a predicted model, not a curated record. The transcript is spliced from 3 exons. NCBI's taxonomy places the organism in Eukaryota, Fungi, Ascomycota, Leotiomycetes, Helotiales, Helotiaceae. Bases 1 to 300 code for a protein of 99 amino acids. Gene Ontology annotation, biological process: fatty acid metabolic process.
AUGUCAGCAUUCGAUACCGCCGUUGUAGACUCCAAGAAGCUUACUUCCAAGCCUGGAAACGAUGAGCUCCUAGAACUUUACGGGCUUUACAAGGUUGCGACUGGCGAGGAUAUCGCGAAGGCCGAGGCACCUGGCAUGUUUGACCUCAAGGGCAAAGCGAAGAAGAAGUCGUGGCAGAAGUAUGUUGAUGAGGGUUUGAGCCAGGAUGCGGCCAAGGAGCAAUAUGUUAAGCUCGUUGGGACUUUGAAGGAGAAAUACGGGUACGAUGCGAACAAGGCUCCUGAGGCUGUUGGAUCUUAG